AUGGUUCUGGCUGACUUAGGAAAGCGUAUCAAUGGCGCAGUUAAUAGCGCACUUUCCAAUACUCAAGACGAUUACGUCGCGGCGGUCGAUGUCAUGUUAAAAUCGAUUGUAACAGCGCUUUUAGAGAGCGAUGUUAACAUCAGAUUGGUAUCCAGUUUGCGUAAUAGCAUCAGAAACACGUUACUGGAAAAUAAAAACCGGAGUAUGGGGAGCAUGCAGACCAAGAAAUUGGUUCAAAAAACGGUUUUUGACGAACUUUGCUCGUUGGUGGACUGUGAAGCGCAGCCCUUCCAGCCAAAAAAGAAGAAGCAAAACGUGAUAAUGUUUGUUGGUCUUCAAGGAUCGGGUAAAACGACGUCGUGUACUAAGUUAGCCGUUUACUACUCGAAAAGAGGGUUCAAAGUUGGUCUUGUUUGUGCGGAUACGUUUAGAGCAGGUGCGUUUGACCAACUCAAACAAAAUGCCAUUAAGGCACGGAUUCCCUUUUAUGGGUCAUAUACCGAUACAAAUCCCGUCAAAGUAGCAGCAGAUGGUGUGUCCAAGUUCAAGAAGGAGAAGUUUGACAUUAUUAUUGUCGAUACCUCUGGUAGGCAUCGUCAAGAAGAAGAGCUUUUUCAAGAAAUGGUUGAGAUUUCGCAAGUUGUCAAACCCAACCAGACCAUCAUGGUUUUGGAUGCGUCAAUUGGUCAAGCUGCUGAGCAGCAAUCCAAAGCGUUCAAAGAUAGCUCGGAUUUUGGUGCCAUAAUUUUGACCAAAAUGGAUGGUCACGCCAAGGGUGGUGGUGCCAUUUCAGCGGUCGCAGCGACAAACACCCCUAUCAUUUUCAUUGGUACCGGUGAACAUGUUCACGAUUUCGAAAAGUUUUCGCCCAAGUCAUUCAUAUCCAAACUAUUGGGAAUAGGAGACAUGGAAAGUUUGUUGGAGCAGUAUAGAACCGUUUCGAACAAAGAAGAUCACGAAGCUACUCUCGAAAACUUGCAAAAGGGCAAAUUCACGUUACUUGACUUUCAAAAGCAAAUGCAAACUAUUAUGAAAAUGGGCCCUCUGUCUAACAUCGCUAACAUGAUUCCUGGUAUGGGCCAAAUGAUGAACCAAAUAAGUGAGGAAGAAACGAGCACAAAAAUGAAAAGAAUGAUUUUUGUUUUAGAUUCCAUGACUAAGAAAGAACUUGAAUCUGACGGACGCAUUUUCACAGAGCAACCGAGUCGUCUUGUGAGAGUAGCACGCGGAUCUGGUGCCACGGUUUUUGACGUUGAAAUGAUUUUGAUGCAGCAACAAAUGAUGGCUAGGAUGGCUCAGACAUCGAGAGCGGCGCAACAAGGUGGAGGAAUGCCUGGAAUGUCUGGCAUGCCCGGCAUGCCCAACAUCCCUGGUAUGCCCAAGAUUUCUCCUGCUAUGAUGCAGCAAGCACAGCAGAGGCUUAAACAGAAUCCUAGUUUGAUGAAGAACAUGAUGAAUAUGUUUGGUGGCGGUGCUGGCGGUGCCGGCGGUGCUGGUAGUCCGGGCGCUGGAUUCCCAGGCAUGGGUGGCAUGGGAGGUAUGCCAAACAUGGAUGACAUGAUGAAAAUGAUGCAAAACCCUCAAAUGCAAGAAAUGGCAAAGCAAUUUGGCAUGGGCAUGUAG
Molecule: messenger RNA, 1623 nt
Organism: Lachancea mirantina
Lineage: Eukaryota; Fungi; Ascomycota; Saccharomycetes; Saccharomycetales; Saccharomycetaceae
Source: the annotation of a GenBank genome assembly